This is a messenger RNA of Hippocampus zosterae (dwarf seahorse), 2080 nucleotides long. Its product is annotated as neuferricin. Gene Ontology annotation, cellular component: endomembrane system; membrane. Lineage: Eukaryota; Metazoa; Chordata; Actinopteri; Syngnathiformes; Syngnathidae. The record is from RefSeq and is a predicted model, not a curated record. The transcript has 4 exons. Bases 116 to 892 code for a protein of 258 amino acids.
UGAAACGUUGCUUGCGUUGCCGUUUGCGCAUGCGCGCUUUCUUCUUCGUUCACGGAAGCACCUGCGAGGGCGCUAAUGAUUUUUGUUUUUCAGCAUCACUGUGCGACCACAAAGAAUGAUGGCAUCAACAAUCAGCAUACUCUGCUCUGCAUUGGUUGCAAUGUUAUCGGCAUCCUUGGCGGUGCUUUUCUUUCCUCGUCAGUGGUCGUUAUAUUCAGGAAGUAAAUCAACACAGGAGCUACCCAGGCGACUCCUAAACAGACAGGAAUUGUCUUUGUACGACGGCGAAGUAGGCAGCAAGGGUAUUUACCUGGCGAUAUUAGGCCAGGUGUUUGACGUACACAAUGGCAUCAAGCAUUACGGGCCUGGUGGUGCAUAUCACUUUAUGGCAGGUAAAGAUGCAUCACUGGCCUUUAUAACAGGAGAUUUCACAGAAAGCGGCUUGACAGAUGAUGUGUCCAGUUUGUCCCCAUUGCAGGUGGUAGCCCUGUUUGACUGGUUGCUCUUUUAUCAGAGGACGUAUCAAACUGUAGGUUUGGUCAUAGGACGAUUCUAUUCCAAAAGUGGAACGCCCACAAAGUUUCUAUUGCACGUUGAGUCAUUACUUGCAAAGGGCCAGCAACUCAAAGCCAAGACAGAGGCGGAGAUGCUUCGAUUUCCUGCCUGUAAUUCUGAGUGGAGCUCUGCGAGGGGAGGGAGGGUCUGGUGCUCCACCAAGAGUGGUGGUGUUGAAAGACGUUGGACAGGUGUUCCUCGAAAACUAUUCCCUGCAGGUGCUAGUGGAUCCCGUUGUGUCUGUGUAGAAGAUCCAUCUGCAGCCAAGGAAAACCCCAACCUACAGGAAUAUGAUGGCUGUUCGACGCAUGCGGUUUCUUGCUCUUCAGUUGAAUAAUACAGUAGUUUAAAAAGAUGGACAGUGACAUGGAUAGUGGCACAUAACUGGGUUACUUUGCAUAAAUAAACAAGGGGGGGGAUUGUUUUAAAUGACCUUUAUGUAAAGUUGUUCUUCCUUUCUCUAAAAAGGAUACACUUGGAAGAAACGGCCUAGAUAUCUGAGCAUACAGAUACGAUACAUGUGCAGAAAAGAUUUUACAAUGUGCAUAAAAGAUUAACAGAGGCAAGAUUUAAGUGUCACAAUGGCGAUCACAAACUGCAGUAAGUACAAAAAUGGUAGCAUUGGUCAAAAAUAUUACACAUUUAUCUGUACAAUUUAACAAUACUUAAGAGACCGCACUAAUCGGCCAUCCCUAUCAUUCUGACUCCACCAACCCAUCGGACAUGUCACAUGAUCUUUAUAAAGUGCACCUUUUAGGUUUAGAAAAUCAAAGCGAUAAAUGUGUCGGGUCAAGACAACUUGACUUGAGGCAUCAUCGUGGGGACAGUCAUCACAACUGAUAUACAACCUCUUGGCCAAGUCAAAACUGGAAUGUACUCAGAUGCUGACUGAUUUUAAAAAGAAGACAUGAUCUUGAAAUGGUACAAAUUAUAGUACAUGCAGGCAUACAAAGUUGCUUGUCAGUACUUAUACAGACCAAAUGUAUCAAUGGUUCAAGCAUCCCGUUCAUCAACAAUUUCAUAUUUGUGGGCAGUUAUGCCACCCCCCAACCACACAUGAAAUGGAACUGUCCAUGUUAUGCUUCAGAGUCUUGCAAAGUGUAUUUGAUUUAAUAAUUUAUCCAGGGAAAACAGUACACAGUCACAAGAGGAAGAGUUCAAUUCAUAACGACCUUAUGAUUUUGAUUUUCUUUUACAGGUUGCAAAGCAUUUUGAUGGCGUGAGCGUAUUAUUCAUGUUGCAUUAAACAUUUCUCUCUGCAUAGGUGCCUCUCAUGAGCUGCAGAGAGUGAAAUAAUUCACCACAGAUAAACAUCUUACCAACCCUGCUUCGGUAAUUAAGAUGUUUAUCCUUGAAUUGCAAUGACCGAAAGAAGCAACUAUUUGUUUAGAAAACAAGUGAAUCAUUGCCAACAGUGAGUUUAAGUUACCUCAGUCCAGCAGUCGCGAAACUGCCUUCUAUUCAUUGAUAUCUUUUGACACUUUGAUCAACAACAAAAUGAAUAAACGUUCCAUUAAAACAUGAA